Elaeis guineensis (African oil palm) is the source of this 879-nucleotide messenger RNA. The record is from RefSeq and is a predicted model, not a curated record. Lineage: Eukaryota; Viridiplantae; Streptophyta; Magnoliopsida; Arecales; Arecaceae.
AUUACAGAUAAAGAUGGUACUGGCAGAAUCCUAAAUUGGAGAGAGCGGCUUCGGAUUGCAAUUGAUGCAGCACUAGGGCUGGUGUAUCUGCAUAAAGGAUGUAGCCCACCUAUUAUCCAUAGAGAUGUGAAGAGCGGCAACAUCCUUUUAUCACAAAACUUGGUGGCCAAGAUAGCAGAUUUUGGAUUAUCAAAGGCUUUCCUUACUGAUGAUCACACUCAUGUAUCUACCGAGAUUAUCGGGGGCACUCUAGGAUACAUAGAUCCUGAGUACCAUGAUACCUUCCAGCUGAAUGAAAAAAGCGAUGUAUAUAGCUUCGGGGUUGUUCUCUUGGAGCUGAUAACAGGCCUACCGGCUGUGCUUAGAAACCCUGACAGGGGUCACAUAGUCCAAUGGGUGCGACAGCGGAUCGCCAGAGGGGAAAUCACUGAUGUUGUUGAUGCAAGACUGAGAGGAGAGUACGACACCAACUCUGUUUGGAAGGUGACAGAUACAGCAAUGAAGUGCACUAUGCCAAUAGCUAGUCAAAGGCCAACGAUGACCCAAGUGGUGAUACAAUUGAAGGAGAGCUUGCAGCUUGUGGUCGGCCAUGAAAGAGCUCAGAAUAUCUAUGUAGAAGCCUUGGAGCUGGAUCAAACUGAUUUAGCAGAAAUGGCACGCAUUGACAUGAAAACUAUUGUGAGUGGUCCAACAGUAAGAUAAUUAGGUGCAUCUCUAUGAAGUUUGAACUCUAUACCUGCUUGUGCAGUCUGUGCUUAUGGUUUGGUGUGAUAUUUUUCUUUUUUUUUUUUGGUCAAUAUGGUUUGGUGUGAUUUGAAAGUAUAUAGUUGUGUAGAAAUAGUCGGACUAUGGUGUGGUUUGGCCUUCAUUGACUGUUGG